AUGACGGCUGUCCUGCCAGACGAGGUGGUCUACCACAUCUUUUCGUUCCUCGAUAGCCGCUCGCUCGGAAACGCGCUGCAAUGCAGCACGACCUUCUACCGCAUCGCCACAGCUCCGGCGCUGUGGGAGAUUCCCUAUGCUAUUCGCUGGUCAACAGGUGAUGCCGAGCGAGAGGAGAAGCGUCAGACUGCCCGUUGGCGACAGACCAGGCGCAUCGAGCAACUCGAAGCACACGCACGCAGAGCCAGGCUCGAAAAGGCGCAGCCAUCACACCCACCUACAGACCCGCCGUUUCGCUAUCUCCGACUGAAUUCAAAGCAUGCGCAUCUCGAAGAAUCGCCACAGACAGGAUCGGCUGCAGGCGACCCCGACUUUUACCGCCUCUUUAUCGAGCGUAUCGCUAUCGAUCAGCAGGUGCUCGACACACUCUACCAGCAAGUCGAGGCUACACAUGCACGCAUCCCGGCGGUCACCUCGCUCGCACGCCGAUUCGGAAACGAUGCAAAGGAUGUCCUUACCGCCGUGGUCGAGGCGCAGGCGAGCUAUCCAUCUGGUUCGACCCACGGUCUGCCGGCAUCGCCAACGCGCACCGCCUCAACAGACUUCCGCAUCAAUGCCUACCAGGCGCACCUCCCCACCACACUGCGCUCAGACACCCAUCACCUCGUCAUCUUGCACCACGCCAGGGAGAUCCUCGAGCACCUGCAACGACGCCAGGCCAUGCACAAGAUCGACCUACUCGCGCGCAUGGCCCACGACACUCCCGAGCCUCGCCUGGAGCCGUCCAUCUCGGCAGGCCGAUUCGUUCCUUCAGACACGGAAGCCGCCGUCUCGCUCCUCACCAUGUUUCGUGGAGGCGACGCGGCGUACGUCGAGGCUCAGCUCGAUGAGCUUGCGGCGGCUUGCGACUUGUAUCUACAGGAACGACUUCCAGAUCCGUCCACUCUGGCUACCAGCGGACCCGACGCGGUGGCAGCGGCCAAGGACAUGGCGCUGGCCAUCUGCGACUUUCUCGCCGACCACGGCUUCCGCGGUGCGCGCGACAAUCUCUUCACCGAUCUCGACAACCACUUUCUGCACCACUGCUUCACCACCAACCGCGAGACGCUGCCUCUCAGCCUCACGCUCAUCUUUUGCGGCGUUGCCACACGCCUCGGCCUGCGCGCCUCGCUGUGCAACUUUCCCAUGCGCAUCCUGGCGUUCGUCAUGGUCGACACUUCGGCGCCGCUUCCUCGGCCGGAUGAGACGCUGGCGUCGGUGCAACACGACAUGUUCUGGCUGGACGUCACCGAGCACACCACCGUCGCGUACAACGCACACGGGCCAACACCCACGGAUGCUUUUGCAAGACAACAGUCGUGGCUGGACCAGCGUCCUGCGGUGCUGGAUCGCGACGAUCUCACGAAUUGGAUCGGCAGGAUCGGCGUGCCGCCUUCGGACGACUUUUGGCGGCCUGCCUCGCCGGACGUCAUGGUUCAGCGAGCUGCGAGGAACAUCCUCAACAGCGUGCAGAUGGCCCAAAUUCGGCCGAGGAACUUGCAGCCUGGCAACCAAACCAGGAACGUCAUUCGGAGCAUCGAGCUGGAACAGAGAUCAGCGCGGCUCCAGCAGCAGUGGACGCACCUUGCGCGGGUCGACCUUGCAUUCCUCAGCUCUAUUUACGGCCGCAGCGAUGCUCACGAGCACGACCGCAUCACCAAGACCGUUGUGGAAGCGCUCGAGGGCCGUAUCGGUGGAGCGCAUGUGCCAGAAGACGAGACGACGUGGAGCAUCGUGCGUCGAUGGAGGGGCGAGUCGAUGCGUUCGCUAACCACCUCUCCCGAGUGUUGGUCACUGCCAGCCGUGCCAGCUGCGCAGCGCUUUCGGGAUUGGAUGGACGAGCGCGCUGUCGACAACGAUUGGACGCGUGUGCAGGACGAUCUGUACCGGCGCGCGGACCACUGGUCGGAGCACGAGCAGCAGGCAGCCAAGUACGCGGCGAUCAAUGCGCUCUUGCGGCUCAACACGCAGGUGAGCGCGCGCGAGGUCGACUGGAUCGCCGCGUUCCUGCAGAGCUACUUUAUGCUCGACGUCGACGUGAUCGAGCGCGACUUUCUCGGCAUCGAACAUGGCUCGAACCCGGAUCCUGCCCACGAUGCAGGGGAGGAGGAUGACAGUGAGGGCAGCGAGUCGAGUCAUGAGGCGAGCUGGUCGAGACGCGAGGAGCAGGAUGGUGGAGGGGGGAUUGUGCAGAAUGCGAGCGUGCGCGUGAUUCUGCGUCGCAUGCUGCAGGCGGUGCGCGUCAAGGAUGCCCAGCCGCCGCGUGUCAAUCGCCGCGCCGGCGCAGAGGCCAGACGCAAGCGACUGCGUCGCGCCCCGUCGCUUGCCACGGGCCAAGCUGACGCAUUGUCCGACGUUGCAGAGGGAGGGGAUGAGGAGGAUCUGAUUGGGUAUCGGGUGGGCACGGUCUUUCGUCACCACACAUACCGCUACGCCGGCUGCAUCCUUGGAUGGGAUCCGCACUGUGCGGCGCCGGAAGACUGGAUCGUCAACAUGGGCGUCGACCGUCUACCUCCCCCUCGGGCCGCAUCUCCAACCGCCUCACCGCGUCAGCGACGAGGUGGACGGCACCAGCCGUUCUACCACUCGCAAGUCGCCGACGGCACACGUCGGUACGUGGCCGAAGUCAACAUCGAGCGCGUCUCGGGCCCGAUUUGGAUCUACGGUCUACCUAACAACGCCGCUGCGGGCAUUGAGCCUGAGGAGGAGGCACGGUCGUUGGGUGCGGCAGUGCAUCAGAUGCUGGCGCUGCGUGGGCUCGGCGAGUACUUUCGAUGCUUUGACCAGCAGCGCUCCAUCCUGCGCCGCAAUCUCGAUUGCACCACCAUGUUCCCCGACGACUGGUCCGACGACGACGCAGAACAGCAACACCCUCGGGACGAUACGGUUGAAACCGAUCGACUUUCGGAAGACGGCAGUUGGUAA
Molecule: messenger RNA, 2964 nt
Organism: Moesziomyces aphidis
Lineage: Eukaryota; Fungi; Basidiomycota; Ustilaginomycetes; Ustilaginales; Ustilaginaceae
Source: the annotation of a GenBank genome assembly